Molecule: messenger RNA, 1199 nt
Organism: Manacus vitellinus (golden-collared manakin)
Lineage: Eukaryota; Metazoa; Chordata; Aves; Passeriformes; Pipridae
Gene: GALR2
Product: galanin receptor 2
Biological process (GO): G protein-coupled receptor signaling pathway
Cellular component (GO): membrane
Molecular function (GO): G protein-coupled receptor activity
Source: RefSeq, a predicted model, not a curated record
AUGAACAGCUCCACAGCAGGCUCCGAGGGGGGCUGGCAUCCCGAGUCCGUGAUCAUCCCCCUGGUGUACCUCGUCAUCUUCCUCGUGGGCACGGUGGGCAACAGCCUGGUCCUGGCCGUGCUGCUGCGCAACGGGCAGGUGCAGAACACCACCAACCUCUUCAUCCUCAACCUGGGGGUGGCCGACCUCUGCUUCAUCCUCUUCUGCGUCCCCUUCCAAGCCACCAUCUACACCCUGGAGGGGUGGGUGUUUGGGCCCUUCAUGUGCAAGGCUGUCCACUUCUUCAUCUACCUCACCAUGUACGCCAGCAGCUUCACCCUGGCCACCGUCUCCCUCGACAGGUAUUUGGCCAUACGAUACCCCCUGCACUCGAGGGAGCUGAGGACGCCCCGGAACGCCCUCAUGGCCAUCGGCCUCAUCUGGGGGCUUUCCUUCAUCUUCUCGGGCCCUUACCUCAGCUACUACCAGGAAUUCCAGCUGGCCAACCUGACCGUGUGCCACCCCAUCUGGGAGAUCUCCCAGCGCAAGGUCAUGGACAUCUGCACCUUCGUCUUCAGCUACAUCAUCCCGGUGCUGAUCCUGAGCCUCACUUACGUGCGGACUAUUCGCUACCUGUGGAAGUCCGUGGACCCUCUCCAAGACAUGUCCGAGUCCAAGAAGGCCAAACGGAAGGUCACCAGGAUGAUCAUCAUUGUGGCCGUGCUGUUCUGCCUCUGUUGGCUGCCCCACCACCUGGUCAUCCUCUGCGUCUGGUUCGGGUACUUCCCCCUCAACCACUCCACGUACGUGCUCCGCAUCCUGUCGCACGUCAUCUCCUACGCCAACUCCUGCGUCAAUCCCAUCGUCUACGCCCUGGUCUCCAAACUCCGCAAGGGCUUCAAGAAGAUCUUCAGCUGCCUCCUGCACAAGAAGGCAGCCCACAGGGUGCACGUGGCCCAGGUGACCAACACCGUCAGCACGCUGGAGGCAGAGCUCAGCGAGGUGACCCAGCUCAGCGAGGCCCUGCCCGGCCGCUCCGCCACACGCUGCAGGGUCCCAGCCCAGCCCUGGGGGGAGGUGGAGCUGGUGGGACAGCAGCACAAAGCAGAUGGCUCCUUCGUCACCUUCAGUGUCAGCUAGCAGAGCUUCUCCCCGCCCCACGGCUUUGCGGGCUCCUGCAGCAAUGGCAGGCCUGGGGACAGGCUACGUUUUGGGCUGAA